AUGCGUUUUCAGAACGCGUUUUUUUCGCAGAAAUUUACACCAUGGGAUCUUAUUGUACUUAAAUUGCAUGUAUUUCUUCCUCUUAGAACUCCAUCUCGAACAAUGUCUUAUACAGCUAAGAGUUCUGCAAUGGCCAGCAAUGGAAAACAUGUAUUAAUAGAAAAUGAGUCGAAUCUGUGUUUACUCAACGAUCGAUUGGCAUUUACCAAAAAGACACCAUGGACGUUUAGUAAUAUAUGGGGAAUGUGUUGGUCAUCAACACUCGCUCGAUUCAUCGUCGUUACCAAUAAAAUUUUGUUUGUUCUCGAUGAAAAAACAAUGACACUCACACGAUGUGAAAUUUCUUCGGAUAAGAAUUGGUAUCGGGGAACAUGUUCUAAUACAACACUAUACUUAUCAACCUGGCAAUCAGAAGAAGGAUCAAAUAUAAUUGAAUACUCUCUUCCAUCUAUUAAAUACGUGAAACAAUGGCAACCACCGUUAACAUGUCACAAAGACGAAUGGAUUGAAGAUUUUGAGUUUAAAAAUGAUUCAAUGGCGAUGAUCAUCGUUCAUGAUAAAAAUAAGUCUUGGCGUUUCGAACUUCGUUCAUCAGUGACACUUCAAUGUCUCUGGUUGCUAGAGCUCGAUGGAGGAUUUCGCUGUCGUUCGAUUAAUAGUGAUCAAUGGAUUUUAAUCAAGGAUAAACAAUCAGAGAUAUUGCAUAUAUCGAACGAUGGAUGCAUUAUAGAACAACAACGAUACGAUUCACAAAUAAAAAAUGUUGCUAUCUUAGAUGCUAAUAUACUCAUGAUUAAGACUACUGAUCGUAUUAAUUUACAUGAAAUCUAA
This is a messenger RNA of Rotaria sp. Silwood1, 831 nucleotides long. The record is from the annotation of a GenBank genome assembly. NCBI's taxonomy places the organism in Eukaryota, Metazoa, Rotifera, Eurotatoria, Philodinida, Philodinidae.